CCAUACCAAAGAACUUCAACCCCUCCUUAUUUUUUCUCUCUACUUUUUACACCCUACCUAAAACCUAAAAAUGGGAGAAGCACGCAGCGGCGGCCACCAUUUCCCGGUGGGUUCCGUUGUUGAAGUGCUGGAUAAAGAGGCAGGCGUGCAUUUAGUUUCCACCGUGGUCCCUCCGCCCAGAAACAUCGAGCCCGAAAAUGAGGGGAAGCUUUACGUCAGGUACAGAUAUCUCCCGUUGCGCAGAGGCCGGUCGGGACGCCUGCGCGAGUUCGUGGACGUGUCGUCCGUGCGCCCGACGCCCCCUCCCCACAAGGCGAGCAAGCGCUUCGAGCUGAACGACGUCGUCGAAGCGUACCACAUUGGCGGCUGGUGGGAGGGCGUCGUCACUGCCGUGUCGGACGGCGGCGAGAAGCUCGUGGUGACGUUUGAAAACCCGCCUGAGCCUGACGAGCUCCGGUUUGCGAGGUCGAAUCUGCGGCCGCUCUGGGAUUGGGUCGAUGGGGUUUGGACCUGGCCUCAGAGAAAGGGGGAAAAUGGGGCCUUGAAGGUGGGAAAGAAGGUAGAAGUGUCGAUUGAUUGUGAUUUGGAUUUUGAUUUUGAUUUUGAUUUUGAUUUUAGGGUUGCUUGGUUUCCCGCGGUGAUUGUGAGGAAUUUGGGGAAUGGGGUUUAUUCGGUGAAAUUGAAGGAUAAAAAUGUUAAAUGUGUUGGUAUUAGGCCUUCCCCUCCGGUUCUAGAUGAUGGGGAAUUUAGGGUUGGUGAGAAAGUGGAUGCGUUCUUCGAUUGUGGGUGGUGGACUGGAUUUAUUAUAAAGAAGGUUAAGAUGAACGAGUACAUUGUGCUUUUUGAGGACAUGAAUUCUACUAAGCAAUUGAAUCGCUCGGAAUUGAGGCCGCAUUUGGAAUGGAAGGAUGGGAAAUGGCUCAUUCAUCAUGAUGGCGCCGCCUCUUCCUCACCAAAGUCUAAAAGGAAAAGAAAAUCGAGUUUUUCUUCUUUGAAAAGGCACAAGCCCCAAACUGAAUAUGAUCGCGAUGUCCAUCAAUUGAUCGAUGAAGAUUCUAGGGCUCCAAAUGAAGAAACAGAGCACAUUGAUAAAGACGGUGAUGAUAUUGAAUAUAAUCGCGAUGUGCAGCAAUUGAUCGAUGAAGAUUCUAGGGCUCCAAAUGAAGAAACAGAGCACAUUGAUAAAGACGGUGAUGAUAUUGAAUAUAAUCGCGAUGUGCAGCAAUUGAUCGAUGAAGAUUCUAGGGCUCCAAAUGAAGAAACAGAGCAUAUUGAUAAAGACGGUGAUGAUAUUGAAUAUAAUCGCGAUGUGCAGCAAUUGAUCGAUGAAGAUUCUAGGGCUCCAAAUGAAGAAACAGAGCAUAUUGAUAAAGACGGUGAUGAUAUUGAAUAUAAUCGCGAUGUGCAGCAAUUGAUCGAUGAAGAUUCUAGGGCUCCAAAUGAAGAAACAGAGCACAUUGAUAAAGACGGUGAUGAUAUUGAAUAUAAUCGCGAUGUGCAGCAAUUGAUCAAUGAAGAUUCUAGGGCUCCAAAUAAAGAAACUGAGCACAUUGAUAAAGAUGGUGAUGAUGUUGAAUAUGAUCACGGUGUGCAGCAAUUGAUCAAUGAAGAUUCUAGGGCUCCAAAUAAAGAAACAGAGCACAUUGAUAAAGACGGUGAUGAUGUUGAAUAUGAUCACGGUGUGCAGCAAUUGAACGGUGAAGAUUCUAUUUCUAGGGCUCCAAAUGAGGAUAGUGUGCAGCAACUUCCGUUUGUGAAACGUAACGCUAUUUGGAAAUCCAUAGAGUGGACGGAGGUGCUGCAGAGGAUGCCACAUUUUGAGCCACUGCGCGCCUUCAGGGAGAACCAGCGGGAGGGGUUGGCGAUAGCGUGUAUGGUGACCUUCACGAACAUGGUGGAGGCGAGCCGCAGGUUGAAGUUAACAGACCCCAAGAGUGAGAUGGACGACAUCCAGGAGACGCUGGUGGACUUGGAAACGUUUGGUUUUCACGUUGGGGAGGUGAGGGAGCGGGUGACCAAGUUGUUGAAGGCCAAGGAGGAGGCGGAGAGGCUGGAUGUUGAGGCUAAGGGGAUCUUGGAGCAGAUUGAGACGCGGAGUAUGACGAGGGAAAGGGUUGAGAGGGAGAUGCGGGAGAUGAACAUGCAUAUUGGGAGGCUGCAGGAGCGGCUUAAGCUGGCGGAGGUGGAGGAGGAGAAGGAAGUGGAGGAGAUCGGGCGUUUGCAGGCUAGGUUGGAGAAGAAUCAGAAGCAGGUAGAGAGUUUGAGGUCUGAUUUUGAAGCCUCUGUUAGCAAUGGCGAUUGAUGAUUUUGAAGGAGAGGAAGGCAAGUUAGUAGUUGAACUAAGUGUUGAUGUGUUUUGUAACUGCUGUUAAGCUUUGUGUUUUGUAACUGCUGUUAAGCUGUGUGUUUGUAGAGAGAGGGAGAUGAAAUGAGGUGCAGAUAAUUGGAUAUAUGCUGAAAUGAAAUCUAUGGUUAAGUUGCGUA
Messenger RNA from Salvia splendens (bonfire salvia), 2484 nucleotides. RefSeq names its product DUF724 domain-containing protein 3. The coding region runs from base 71 to 2302 and encodes 743 amino acids. Lineage: Eukaryota; Viridiplantae; Streptophyta; Magnoliopsida; Lamiales; Lamiaceae. The record is from RefSeq and is a predicted model, not a curated record. The transcript has a single exon.